Messenger RNA from Podarcis raffonei (Aeolian wall lizard), 2313 nucleotides. It is a transcript of the gene RNF121, whose product is annotated as ring finger protein 121. Gene Ontology annotation, cellular component: endoplasmic reticulum membrane; Golgi membrane. Gene Ontology annotation, molecular function: ubiquitin protein ligase activity; metal ion binding. The coding region runs from base 34 to 1140 and encodes 368 amino acids. The record is from RefSeq and is a predicted model, not a curated record. The transcript is spliced from 9 exons. NCBI's taxonomy places the organism in Eukaryota, Metazoa, Chordata, Lepidosauria, Squamata, Lacertidae.
GCCUCGGCGUUGGAGGGAGGGAGAGGGGGCAAGAUGGCGGCGGUGGUGGAAGUGGAGGUUGGGGGGCCCCUGGACCGCGACGUGGAUGAGAUUGAUUUAUCGCAUUUGGCUCCCGAGGAGAGAUGGAGGGUCGAACACGCUCGGAUGCAUGUCAAGCACCGCGGCCACGAGGCCAUGCACGCCGAGAUGGUUCUCAUCCUGAUCGCCACCCUGGUGGUGGCUCAGCUCCUCCUGGUGCAGUGGAAGCAGAGGCACCCCCGCUCCUAUAACAUGGUGACCCUCUUCCAGAUGUGGGUCGUCCCCCUCUACUUCACAGUGAAGCUGCGCUGGUGGCGGUUCCUGGUGAUCUGGGUCUUCUUCUCGGUCGUCACAGCUUUCGUCACGUUCAGAGCAACACGCAAACCUCUCGUCCAGACGACUCCCAGGUUGGUGUACAAGUGGUUUCUGCUAAUAUACAAGAUCAGCUACGCCACGGGAAUUGUGGGCUACAUGGCUGUGAUGUUCACGCUCUUUGGGCUUAACCUAUUAUUCAGAAUCAAGCCAGAAGAUGGAAUGGACUUUGGGAUUUCUCUCCUCUUCUAUGGCCUCUAUUACGGAGUACUGGAGCGAGACUUUGCCGAAAUGUGUGCUGACUACAUGGCCUCCACUAUAGGGUUCUACAGCGCGUCAGGGAUGCCCACCAAGCACCUCUCGGACAGCGUCUGUGCCGUCUGUGGCCAGCAGAUCUUUGUGGACGUCAACGAAGAAGGGAUCAUCGAGAACACGUACAGGCUGUCCUGCAAUCACGUCUUCCACGAGUUCUGCAUCCGCGGCUGGUGCAUCGUUGGAAAGAAGCAGACCUGCCCCUACUGCAAAGAGAAGGUGGACCUGAAGAGGAUGUUCAGCAACCCUUUCCUUUUAACUCUUUCCACCCCAGCUGGGAACGGCCGCACGUCAUGUACGGGCAGCUCCUCGACUGGCUCCGCUACCUGGUGGCCUGGCAGCCGGUCAUCAUCGGACUGGUCCAAGGGAUCAACUACAUCCUGGGCUUGGAGUAACCCCGCUCUCCCUCCCCCCGCCAGCUCCCUCCCUCCACCUCUGUCCAGGUCGCGCCUGGGGAGCUGCGGCCACCGAGCUGCGUGUGGCGGAGGGCAGCGCUGAGAACACCCAAAGGAGGAGAUGCGUUUUGAAUCACUGGCCUCUCAGGAUCGCGGCCUCUUGCUCAGCAGCUGCUGCGACAGCUGGAAUUUGGGGGGGUGGAAAGGACUUUGCACAAAAGGGGGUGUCGCCGCCGCUUGGGUUGGGAGGGAGAGGAAUCUUUUUUUAAGGAAAAAAAAGAAAAGAAAAGAAUUAUUUUAAUGAGCAUAUUUAAAACCUUUUUAUUGCUGAUGCGAAAGGAAACAGAACCUUUGGGGGGACCCUCCCCUGCCGUCCCAACUCGCUCGUCCUUAGUUAUUAUGGUUGCCGUAGAGCAAAAGAAAUAAGCAGAGAGGAUCUGUUCUGCAGCAGCAGCACUGUCAGCCCCAGACCUUCUGUCCUUGCUGGCCAGCCCUGCCCCGUCCCUUGUGGGGGAUCAGGAUUCGCACUGGGGUCCCCUCCUAGCCAGCGCAGCAGUUCUGAGAAGCAGGACUUGGCUGUGGGAUGCAGCUGGGCUGCCCAAAUGAGGCCUGGGAGGGUGAUGUCUCUGCCUGCCGCCCCAUCACCAUCCAGAUACAGGAGAGGGGCUGGCAAGGUGAGACCAGCUGCCCAGGAACGGCCUAGAAGGUGGGUAGCAGCAAUAAUGUGCAUUUUGUUGGAGGGAGAGGCCCCUCUUUGAGUGUUCCAGCUCGGAGCAGCCUUUUCCCAACUUCCUUCACAUAUCUUGCCUUGCUGAAAGUAGUAACCACUCCCUGGCUUGCCUUAGGUUUAUAAACCUGGGCUGGUUCAGAAAAAUCUCCUCCUCUCUCUUUCUCUCUCUGUAUUUUUGCACUGUUUUUCCUCUUACAACAUCCCUGUUGGUAGCCGGGCAUUUUUUUGUACAGUGAGUUCCUUUUCUACGAGAGUAUGUCUCGCUGGUCUCUUGUCAGAAGAGUCAAGGCCUGCCAGCUCUCGACAAACAGGAGCUGCGAAUCGGGGCCUGCCGUGCCGACUCUUCACUGCUCCCCGAAAAGGACGAGCUGGCCGCCUUGGAUCCCGCGGGACGAUUUCUGCCUGCGGCCUCUCUUCUUUCCACGUUUGGACAUAACUGCGGGAACGCAUGCGGGUGUUUCUCCCGAAAGCACGUUGAUGACGAACUACAGAGAAGAGGGAGCUCUUGGCGGAGGGAAACCCUUUCCGAACUCCCACUCCUCGUCC